GUAAGUUAAUAUCAUUGUGCUCAUUUGAUAUACAUAUUGUACAUGUACGUACGUACAUAUGAACAUAAAAUUAAGUGUAGCAGCUGAUAGCUGAGAAUAUACAUUUAAACAAAAGUGCGUGAAUAGUGAAAACAGUAUACGGCCGAUUUCGGCAAAAAGUAAAUUUUUGUACCUAACUAUGUAUAAACUCGAAAUACGUAAUAAAACCGCCAUAUACCUCGAUCAUCGGGAAUUAAUUAAAAAUAUGUAUAAUAAUGAUAUCGCGGUAGGAAUGGAAAUGUUUGAAUUACGUGAAGAAAUCUUCCAUUUUCACGAUCGUGGAAUAGAUUUUGAAGACAGGAAUGCAAUUAAGCGCUCAAAGACUGAAGAAUAUAAACUUGCAGUAAAGGUCAGAAAAAGUAAAAAACGCAAAUCCGAAAACUACACUUCAACUCCAGAAUUGUCUAAUUUACAAAUAAUAAUAGAAGAGUUUUUGCAUCUCAUGGAGCAAGAGAAAAUAUUUAAACCAAUAGAAAACAAUGAAAUUGAGAUUUUUCCACGCCAUUGGGAAGAAAUAUCUUCAGAAGACUUUCCUAAAUUCAAUGGCACCAACGCUACUGACGCGUACCAACGCUGCAAAUUUGGCGUUCACUCUUUUAUCAUACCCCCGCGUUGUAAAUUCUACAAUAACAACGUCGACGAGCUAACUAAAUUGUUACCACAAUUAAUGCCAACAUCCGAAUUUUUCGAUCUAAUAGUUUUAGACCCACCAUGGCGAAAUAAAUAUAUCCGACGAUUAAAACGGGCCAAGCAAGAAUUGGGAUAUAAAAUGCUUAAUACUGUUGAGUUGAGCCAAAUGCCUAUUGAAAGACUAGUACACAAACAAAGCAUAUUGGCUAUAUGGUGUACAAAUUCUCAGGAUCAUCAACGCGCUAUUGUCGAAGAACUCUUGCCAAAAUGGAAUUUACGUGUGCUACAUAUAAUGCAUUGGGUAAAAGUCAACACAAAAGGGCAGUUAAUAGGGCCAAUCGAUACGAGUGGUACGAAAAAGCAACCUUUUGAAAUGAUAUACUUGGCAUGCCAUUUGGAGAAUGGGAAGGACUUUAGUAUUGAGCUACAAAAAGUAACAGCGAUAUUUAGCAUACCAAGCAUUGUGCACUCUCACAAGCCGCCCCUACUGCCGUGGCUUAAGAAUGUGCUACCAGACAAUCCUAAUUGCUUAGAAAUAUUCGCGCGCUAUUUGCAACCAGAAUUCACCUCGAUCGGCUUAGAAGUACUGAAACUAAUGGAUGAAAGAUUAUACAGUUCCUACAAAGAAAAUUUAGCAUAAAAAGAUGUACGAGUAUAUAAAUUUAAGUAUUUUUAUUUUUGAAUGUUAAUGAGAAGUAUAAAUUGCGUAUAUGUAAGCGUACAAUAAAUCAUUUAUACCGCAACUUGAAGAUUAUUUUCUUCCUCUUUAAAGUAAACCUAAACAAAUGUGUAAGUAUGGAUAAAGAGGUAAAGUUGUGUUUAACAAAAACACAAUGAAUUUAAAAAAUAUUUUAAUAUUUUUGAUUUUUUC
Molecule: messenger RNA, 1540 nt
Organism: Ceratitis capitata (Mediterranean fruit fly)
Lineage: Eukaryota; Metazoa; Arthropoda; Insecta; Diptera; Tephritidae
Gene: Mettl4
Product: methyltransferase-like protein 4
Exons: 1
Coding region: 179-1309 (376 amino acids)
Cellular component (GO): nucleus; RNA N6-methyladenosine methyltransferase complex
Molecular function (GO): nucleic acid binding; methyltransferase activity
Source: RefSeq, a predicted model, not a curated record